Messenger RNA from Emericellopsis atlantica, 1781 nucleotides. RefSeq lists its product as uncharacterized. The record is from RefSeq and is a predicted model, not a curated record. NCBI's taxonomy places the organism in Eukaryota, Fungi, Ascomycota, Sordariomycetes, Hypocreales, Bionectriaceae. The coding region runs from base 225 to 1583 and encodes 452 amino acids. The transcript has 2 exons.
UUGUCAUGAUCGUUGGAAUUUUUUCGCGUUAUCGUUGGCAAACAUAUGUUCACAUCAAAUCGCAGCCAUUCAUCUCAAGUGCAGACAUGUGAACAUCGGCCGAUGUCGGGAGCCAACGAGGUGGACACCCGUGUCACGCCUGACAUCGAGCAAAUCAUCCAGAUGUUUCUCGUCAUUAACUAGAUCCCUACUCCCUCUCUGUGACUUUGCUGAGUCUUUGAGAAAUGCCUCUGUGGACGUGUGAUUUCGAAGACUGCCGCAAACCGGCUGUCCGCACUUUGGGCGAUUGCGUUCUCUGUGACCGCCAUUUGUGCUCCAGUCAUCUUGAACCUGACUAUCACAAAUGUCCCCGAUGGGAGGACGCGGAUGUCUAUGAUCCGGCUGCUCGUGAGGCUGAAGAGCAAGAGCUCGCGAAGCUGUUCGACAAAAUCAACACUUCAGCCCUCGAGGCGCGAUGCAGUCUUCUACGCAGAGGCCUGCCCUGUCGCGUACCUCCUCUCCAGUACAACAGAUCCACACGAAGUUCUGUGAUGGGAGGAAUGAACUAUCACAUUGAAGUGUGUUUUGAAGAUGGAGUGACGUGGAUUGCCCGCGUUCGCAGAUGCAACGCCACGUCCCCUCCAGCAGCGCUUCGAGAUUAUAUCAUUCAGAGUGAGGUUGCAACACUCAUGUUCCUUGAGAAGACCAACGUCCCCGCGCCAAAGGUUUACGACUUUGAGCUUGAGCACUCAGCCAACGCUGUGGGAGUAGGAUUCAUCCUCAUGGAGAAGUUACCAGGCAACUCUUUGAGAUGGUCCUUGACAACUCCGCAACAGAGGGAGAAGGUAAUAGACCAGCUUGCCAAUACUUUCAUUGAGCUUCACAAAUACCCCUUCCCGCUUCUCGGGUCUCUUGAUACCCCCGGUGACUCUCAGAUCGCCUCGUUUGCUCGGGAAUCGCUCACGGACUAUGUGGAAUCCAAAAUGCGCUCCUUUGGCCCCUUUUCCACUUCAAAAGAGUAUCAUUUGUCUGAACUUCGACAUGUUCUAGACUUGAUUCUUCGAGGGGAGAUGUACUCGCAACAAGCAGUGGAUGCGUACCUGAUCCAUCGAUUCCUCGUCGAUCUCGUCCCGCUUGUGGUGGACUCGGAGGAAAAUCAUGAAUUCUUCCUCACCCACGCAGACGACAAAGGAGAUCAUAUUCUGGUCGACGAGCAAUUCAAUAUCACCGGUAUCAUUGAUUGGGAGUGGGCUCACACCGCGUCGCUAGCAAAUGCCUUUAACUCUCCCAUUGGUCUCCUGCCAGUUGCAGAUUUCUACAAUGGUAAGAAUGAACUAGGUGACGAUGAGGUCGUUUUUGCUCGGCGUUUUGAAGAUAAGGGACGCGAGGACCUUGCUCAAGUCGUCCGGAACGGCCGGAUACGCCACUGGUUCGCUUUCUGCUGCGGGUACGAUCUCGUAGACUGGGAUGGGUUCCUUGGUCUGUUUCGAGGUCUUCGCGACGCUGUAGGGGUGGACGAGGGCUUGGAGUGGGAUGAGUGGAAGGCUGCUGCGCUGCGACGCUAUCAGGACGAUUCUGACCUGCAGUUGCUGUUGGCCAGGUAGAUGGGGUUACGAGUUGACGAAAUGACGACUGCUUUGGCUGUUCCCGAUAUUUAUCGUUGUGCAGACGAGAGAACCGGUGGCAGUAGCCACAACACCUUACGCCAGAUGAUUCUGGGCUCUGUAUAUGAAUUAUGUGCAGUUUUCUAAGUGCUUUCAAGUGCUUUCAAGUGAAUGUAAAUGCCUGGCUGAAUGUCACAG